Messenger RNA from Trichoderma atroviride IMI 206040, 1035 nucleotides. RefSeq lists its product as uncharacterized. NCBI's taxonomy places the organism in Eukaryota, Fungi, Ascomycota, Sordariomycetes, Hypocreales, Hypocreaceae. Gene Ontology annotation, molecular function: glycerol channel activity; water channel activity. The record is from RefSeq and is a predicted model, not a curated record. Gene Ontology annotation, biological process: water transport; glycerol transmembrane transport. Gene Ontology annotation, cellular component: plasma membrane.
AUGACGACUCGAGAGUUGAAUCGUCUACACACCCAUGACUUGGAGUUGGGCACAACUGAAGCCACCCAGAAACACGUUCCUCGCAAUGUCGUCCCUCCCAGGCGCAUCUCGCAGCGCCGACUCGACUUCGAACACAGGCGGCCUCGCUGGCUGCGGGAGUGUAUAGCGGAAGCGACUGGAGUGUUCAUGUAUGUGCUGCCUGGAAUCGGCGCCAUUGCCACCUUUACCUUGAACGCCGCAUCACCUAUCGGCGCCUCAGCCUUUGGAAGUCUCUUCGCAAUCGGUUUUGCGUUUGCCCUUGGCAUUGCCUUUGCCAUCAUUACUUGUGCCCCAACCUCGGGUGGCCACUUCAGUCCAGCUGUUACAAUUUGCCUUUGUAUUUGGCAAGGUUUCCCCCUCAAAAAAGUGCCCUAUUAUAUCUUCAGUCAGCUUGUUGGUGGAUUUUUGGCUGCUCUGGUGCUCAUGGGAAUAUACCACCAGCAAAUCAACGAGAUGAAGGAAUUGCUGCUUGCCGCUGGCAAGCCUCUCGUUGCAAAUGGCGCUCCCGCAAGUAUUCUAUGCUCGUUCCCCAACCCCGAUCAGUCAAUGGGAUACGUCUUCUUCACAGAGUUCAUCUGUGAUUGCUUUGUCGGCUUCAUCAUCUGGGCAGCCAUCGACCCGGCCAAUCCCUUUAUCUCGCCGGCAGUCGCACCUCUCAUGAUUGGCCUGGCAUACGCCGCCAUGGCCUGGGGCUUUGGAGACGUCACUCUCACUAUGAACAUGGCUCGAGACCUGGGGCCCAGAAUCGUUGCUGCAAUCUUUUUCGGCAAAGAAGCUUUCAGUUAUAAGAAUUACUCUCCCAUUGCAAUCCUCGUCAGCAUACCUGCCACAAUGGUGUCCAGCGCUUUCUACGAGUUUGUCUUCCGAGACAGCGUAUCAGUGAUUCAAAGCGGUCACGCUGUUCAUGAAGACGGAGACGAGGCAUUGGUGAGGCACAUCACUAGGACUACUACAGUAGAAGGCAUUGAUGAACGGAGGGGUGACUACAAAUCUUAA